Messenger RNA from Recurvomyces mirabilis, 1608 nucleotides. RefSeq lists its product as uncharacterized. The transcript is spliced from 3 exons. The record is from RefSeq and is a predicted model, not a curated record. Gene Ontology annotation, cellular component: plasma membrane. Gene Ontology annotation, biological process: protein localization to plasma membrane. Bases 1 to 1608 code for a protein of 535 amino acids. Lineage: Eukaryota; Fungi; Ascomycota; Dothideomycetes; Mycosphaerellales; Teratosphaeriaceae.
AUGUCGUAUCACGUUGCUGAGCCUAAUGCGUACCUCGCCAUUACUGGCGCUGGUAUCGACAAGCUCAUAAUCUGCAAGAAGCGUAUGGUAUGGCCUUUCCAGAAGGUCACGAAGAUCUCUAUCACUCCCUUCGACUUCAGUAUGUCGUUGCAGGCUAUGACCAGCGAGAAGCUUCAGUUUCAGCUUCCAGCAGUCUUCACCAUUGGCCCAGCAGACGACUCGGCUUCAUUGCAGAAGUAUGCCGAGCUGCUCACAGGAGAUUCUGACGGCCAGCCACAAUCAGCCAAGAAUGGUCGCACGGUUGGAACCGGUCGCAAUCAUGUCCAGGACAUUGUCAAGGGCAUCAUCGAAGGCGAGACACGUUCGAUUGUCUCGAAUAUGACCAUGGAGGAGCUCUUCAAUAAUCGUCGCAAGUUUAAGAGGGAUGUCCUGGAGGGUGUCCAGACCGAACUCGACCAGUUUGGCCUUCGCAUCUACAAUGCCAACGUGAAGGAGCUUCAGGAUAUGGGAGAGUCACACUACUUCGAGUCUCUGGCCCGCAAAGCUCAUGAAGGCGCUCAGAGCCAGGCUCAGGUCGAUGUGGCGCAUGCUCGCAUGAUCGGUCGUGUGGGCGAAGCUGAGAAGGAGGGUGAGUCUAAGCAACGCAUCGCCGUUAUUCAGGCCAAGACUGCCGUUGCCGAGACUCAGCGCAAGAUCGAAAAGGCUGAUGCCGACCAAAACCUGCGAAGUCGAGAGCUUGAAAUUGCUCAGGAGCUCAAUCUCAAGCAGAUUGCUGCUCAGCGUGCUGCAGAACAACAAGAUGCUGCGCUCCAGAAGGGUGUCGAGCAGAAGAGGGCUGAGAUGGAGCUGGAACGCCAGAGGGCUACUACUGUCACUCAGGCUCAGAUUGCUCGUGAGUCUGCUCAGCAGAAGGCUGAAGCAGAUGCCUUUACGCAGAUCAAGAAGGCCGAUGCGCAGAAGUACCAUCAGCAAGCUGAGGCUCAGGCCAUCUCAUACCGUACCCAACAGGAUGCUGAUGCUGCUUACUACAAACGCGCCAAAGCUGCUGAAGCCGAUCUGGCUGCCAAGGAGAAGGAAGCGCAAGCUUUCUACCUCUUCGCUGAGAAGCAGGCGAAGGCCAACUACAUCACUCGUGAGCGCCAGGCCGAAGCGGAGGCCGUUGCAGUCAAGAAACAAGCUGAAGCUCACUUCGUCCAACAACAGCAAGAGGCUGCCGGUGUGAUCGAGAUGGCCAAAGCCUACGGCGAACUCUCCAAGGUUCUCGGGGGUCCUCAAGGUCUUCUUCAAUACCUCAUGCUGCAGAAGGGCACUUUCACGGAACUGGCAAAUGCCAAUGCGAAGGCGAUCAAUGGCCUACAGCCCAAGAUCAAUGUCUGGAACACUGGCAGUCAAGACGCAGCGGCCUACAGUAUGGCACCUAUCCGCAACCUCAUUCAGACUCUGCCACCCAUGCUCAGCACUAUACAGGAGCAGACAGGUAUGACUGCGCCUUCAUGGCUGAUGGGGCAGCCGCAGCAGAAGUCUCAUGAGAACGGUGAGAUGAGCGUGGAGGAGAAGGCGGCUGCUAAGCAGAGCUUGCAGAGGACUCUGAUGAACGGUCACAAGUAG